AAGAUGUCAAACUCAAUAUUACGAAGUUUGAGGUUAUAAGGUACAAUAAUUGUAAUUUGAGGUUAUUGUUAACAUACUUACCAGGUUACAACGUUUUCACUAUGUGAUUAAAGUAGAUUUAACCGAAGGAUACUUACUUAUUGACUUUUAAAUAUUUAUGGAGUCUUCUUCGGAUAAUAGUUUUGCUUGGACGGAUACUUCAACUGACAGCGUAAACAGUACUUCAAUGGCAACUGAUGAAAUCAACGAAAACAAUUCACAAAAGUCUGAUAAUAAAGUAAAAAAAAAAAAAGAAAAAAUAUCCAGAAUCAAUGAAUCAAUUCUUUUAAAAAGAGAUAUGGCAAUUAAAGAAGAAGCUUGUUUCAGUAGUAUUAAGCAAGAGCCUGACAGUGAAAACGAUUUAAAAAAAAAGAAAAAGCGAAACAAACAUGAAAGUUAUAGUAUUCAGAAUGAGUCACAAGACUCUGCGUCAUAUGAUGAGACUUAUCUCAACAUGAAAGUCAAACUAGAAGAGACAUCGGUUGUGCCUUCAAAAAAACAUAAACAAAAAAAAAAGAGACACAGUUCAAGUAUAGAUUUUAAUUCAAUAAAUUUCAACAAUGAAGUGAAUAAUGAGGAUACUCAUAUUUCAAAUCAAGAAGCCGAAAAAUCUAUAAAAUCAAAGAAAAUAAAGAAAUUAAAAAAAGGAAAUGCCAGUAACGAUCAAGUAAUUGAUGAAAAAACAUAUGUAACAGAGCCAGAUGUCAGUCUACUGGAGCAAACAAUUAGAAAUACUGAACAUAAUUAUAACAACAAUCGAUCUAUUAUUCAGAAUGAUACAUUACAUGAUGGUAGUGAGGAAGAAAGCAAUGGUGAAAUAUCUGCAAUCAAAUGUGAUGAUAGUAAUAUCCAUGCUAUAUCAUUCAUGGACAAGAGUAUAGAAAAAUCUAAAUCACGAACUAAAAGACUAUCAGAUAGAAUACGAUUUGAAGAUGACAUUGAGUCUAAUAUCAACGAGUCAAGUCUUGAAGAAGAUAACACUUACUCUGAACAAAUUAAAAAACCAUUAAUAUUGAAGAAAGUUACAAAAAUCAACCCUAAUCUGAAACAAGUUCCUCAUACAUUUAACACAAAUGUUAGCAUCAAUCAAAAUGAUGAAAUAUGGGUUCUAAAGUGCCCAAAAGAAAUUAACAUUUCCGAUUUUACCAACACUACUUUAAGUGUUCAUGGAAAAUGCAAGGUAAAGGUGGCUGGCCAAACAUAUGAAGGCAGUGCUGAAGAAGAACAAUCACAUCGAUUGUCUUAUCUGGGUAUAGAUCAUAACAAACUUAAAAUAAAAAAUAUAUCACUUAGUGGGGUUAUUACUUUACGUAAGAGAAUCCCAAAGGCACAUUUCCGUGAUGAUAACAUAAUAGUAAACAAUCAAAGCAACUUCAUACCACUUCCGGAAACCAAAUGUCGUCAUCCUCUUUUUGGGUCUAAUUAUAAAAAGUCCUUGAAAAUUCCUGCUGCUAUAUCAGAACGUUUAAAUAUGCAAGCCAAUGGAGAAGUUUUAAAAACUGAAAAGAGAAAGAAAAAAAAAGGCAAUAAAGAUGAAAAGAGAGUUGAGCAGGUUGAAUCACAAGAAUUGAGCAUCUCUGAGAUGAAAUCAGAGCCUGGCUUAGCUGUAAGGGAAAAGAAAAAAAAGAAACGCAAACUUCUUGAUGAUGAAGGUCCUGCAAAAAAGAAAGUGAAGCGUAUCAAAACUGAUCCAGAGUCAGAAGAAGCAUGGGAAUCAGAAAAAGCUAUAGAACAAAAUUUAUUUAACUUUUAAUACAUCUUUGUAUCUAAAUAAAUAAAAAUUAUUUCUAAAACUUA
Molecule: messenger RNA, 1836 nt
Organism: Spodoptera exigua (beet armyworm)
Lineage: Eukaryota; Metazoa; Arthropoda; Insecta; Lepidoptera; Noctuidae
Source: the annotation of a GenBank genome assembly